AUGGUACCUAAUCCUUCAUUGAUGGUUGGGUCAGGUACACGGGACUUGCGUGGUCGAAAAGUUUAUGCAUCUGCACGUGCUGGAGAUACUGAGGAUGUAUCACAAAUGGAUCCAUUUGCGCAGUCCCAUAUUAUGCUCAGGAGGGCCCAUGUUGACAGGGUGGAUUUGGCCAAUAGUAGUCAGAGACUUGACAAGGUAUUUGAUCAGACUUGUCUGGACCAGGAGAAUGUCAUUGGCAAAGAUAAUGUUCCGUUUGAAGAUUUCGACUCGAAAGGGUACGAUGAUUUCGAAGAUGACACACUUUCAUCUCCACCUCCUGUUAGACCUCCCUCUGUAGUUAAAUCUCCGCCUUCAUUUAGACCUCCACCUUCAGUUAGACCAUGCAUUGUUGUCCGUUUGCCCCGCAGUGCAUUUGUAUCAUCAUCAUCAUCAGUGAGCAGUGCCGGCACUUGGUUUGUGACGACGCCAGUUAAGAGUGGCCCUCAGGACAGUUCUGUAAUUCUCAGUUUUCUUGGGCAUGUGGCCCAUCUCUUAACGGAGGACUCGCAUAAAAACCCCUUCAAAAUGGAUACGAGAAUCACAUACUUCAAGUCAUUGAAAGAUUGGAAGGGUGCCAUGGAGACAGAGGGGAAGAACUUGUUGGAGCGUACAGAGUUGUCCCAUAUUGUGGACAUCAUGUACAACAACAUUGAUCAGGCACUCAUUACAGCAUUCGUGAAGAGUCUAACCGCUACUGGAGCAUAUCAGAGUGGAGGGGUUCAGGGGAAGGUUGUCGUGGAGCAUUGCCAUACUGGUCGGUCUGCUCGAAAUCAGGUGAUCGCCUGGUUAUGGCUCAUGUUAGGGAACAUAUUGUUUACCGAUAGGAGCAGGACUCGAAUUGGAGUGGCGAUCCUCUCCGAGAUUAUUGAAGGCCUAGCCACAUGUCACGAAAUUUCAUGGGGCUCUGCUACUCUAGCCUAUCUCUAUCGUCAGCUAGGCGUGUCCACCAGAUCACAAAAUGCCUCAAUGUCUGGGUGCUACACCCUACUUCAGGCGUGGAUAUAUGAAUACUUUCCAAGUUUUAGACCAAGUGCAGGUCGUGCCUCAAGGGAUCCUGCAGUGCCCCGAGCUGGAUGGGGGUUCGUAGUAGUAAUACCAGGGUGUACAAGGUUACAUUGUCACGCUGAUGGAGACCAUCGAGCUAACACUAAUGGAGAGGGACAUGUUGCAGCCAAUAAUGGAGAGGACGAGCAAGUUGAGGUCGUGAAUGCUAAUGGAGGAUCUAAAGAUGCUGCUCUGAAGAAUACUUCUUACAUCCACGAUCCACUCUCAGACAUUGUUGGACCAAUGACUCGUGCUAGACGCAAGAGGAUGGAUGAAUCACUUAAUAGUCUAAUUACUACUACAUGGGCUAAGGAAGAAAUUAAGCUUGACGAUUACAAGCCCAAGACUAUUAAUUUGUUGCAAGUGACACCAAAUUGA
Messenger RNA from Oldenlandia corymbosa var. corymbosa, 1461 nucleotides. The record is from the annotation of a GenBank genome assembly. NCBI's taxonomy places the organism in Eukaryota, Viridiplantae, Streptophyta, Magnoliopsida, Gentianales, Rubiaceae.